Molecule: messenger RNA, 1390 nt
Organism: Daphnia pulex (common water flea)
Lineage: Eukaryota; Metazoa; Arthropoda; Branchiopoda; Diplostraca; Daphniidae
Product: carbohydrate sulfotransferase 1-like
Exons: 2
Coding region: 252-1280 (342 amino acids)
Biological process (GO): N-acetylglucosamine metabolic process; sulfur compound metabolic process
Molecular function (GO): N-acetylglucosamine 6-O-sulfotransferase activity
Source: RefSeq, a predicted model, not a curated record
UUGCCCUUGGCCAUCAUCAUGACACUCUAUUGUGAUGUUCCCCAAAGCGGAACCAUGUUAUAUUACUGCUGACUGCAAGAAGGAGGUAGGUCUUCAGUCGCCUACCAUAUCGGGAAAAACUGGCCAUCCUCCUCUCAAGAGACGAUCUGAAGAAUUAUACCUCAAGCAUGCUUUGAGUUCCUUUACAGACAUCCACAGUUAGUAGUUAGGAGUGACAGACAUCGGGAGAUAAUUUGCGUUUGUGAAUCGUGAUGAAAUUCCCAAGGGAAAAGUGUAAAUUUAUUGGCACCUUACUGCUGUCAUUUCUCUCGUUUGUUGUGCUACACUUGACUGUUUUUCGACCGUACUUGUUGGAUCACAAAAGUGUGAAUUUCAUUCCUGGGAUCCCGUUCAACCUCGGUGGCCUAUCAGCCUCGACGCCCAUCAGCAAGAAAAUUUUAGUCGCCACAACUUGGCGAUCCGGAUCGACGUUUCUGGGUGACAUCAUCAAAAGUAUCCCUGGCGUCUUUUAUUCGUUCGAGCCGCUGUUAUACUUGGACCAUCAUCUGGGCUCUAAAACCGAACUGAUCCAGUCCUUAUUUCAUUGCCGCUUCUCCCACGAUUACUUGCAAAGUACCAACGGACUCACCGGUCUCCCGAAUGAUAUGCAGAGGAAUAAACGAGUUUGGGAUGAGUGCAGCUACUACAACCGAACUUUGUGUCAUGACCCGGAGUUUGUCGGCAACCUGUGCUCCAACUUUCCCAUCCAUUUAAUCAAAACGGUCCGGUUAAGAGUUGAGGAAUUAUCGGCGCUGAUAGACAAUGAUCCUUUGAUAACUAAAGAAUGGAAAAUCAUUCAUUUGAUACGCGAUCCCCGCGGAAUCAUGGCUUCAAGAGCCGGCCUCGGUUGGUGUCAGGUCAAUCCGGCUUGCAACAACGUCAGCCGACUCUGCGCCGAGCUGGAAGACGAUGUGGAGUUGACAGAAGGUCUUUUAAAGCGGUUUCCGAAUCGGCAUUAUCUGUUGAAAUUCGAGGAUUUGACUAGCAACGUCGAGAUGGAGACGGACAAACUAUUUCGUUUCUUAGAAAUGCCUGUCACUGUCUCGACCAAAGCCUUUCUCGACAGUCACACCAAAUCAAACGACCAAAAAAUGAAGGAAGAUUUUCUUGACUUUGAGCACUCGACAAUUAGAAAAUCGGAUGCCGUGGCUAACGAGUGGAAAACAAAAAUGACCAAGAAAGACAUUGACAACAUGACAGAGAUCUGUGAACCCGUGUUGAAAAUGUUAAAACUAUUGUAGUACGCUAUAUAAUAACAUAUCCAUACCACCGAUGGUUAGUAACAGGAUAGUAAUAAUGACAUGUGAUAUAUAGACUUUUCUUUUAAUAAAAUACAUUAUUGAAUUGCAAA